Phalacrocorax carbo (great cormorant) is the source of this 1638-nucleotide messenger RNA. Lineage: Eukaryota; Metazoa; Chordata; Aves; Suliformes; Phalacrocoracidae. The record is from RefSeq and is a predicted model, not a curated record.
AUGUGGGAGCAGGUCAGGAGAGCUCUGCUGAACUUGCUGUCCACGACCUUCCUGCGCGUUUGGAAGUGGGUACAGGCUUUCUGGCGUAAAAAUGGCCUCUUGACCCUGUCAAUGCUGUCGGUUGCCACCGGGUGCCUUCUGGGGUUCCUGCUUCGGGUGCUGGAGCUGACGGAGCUGUUUAUUUUUGGGAGCAGUGUGGUCUCCAUCCUGGCCAGCAUAGAGAUGCUGGCUUGUCCCAGCCAACCGUUCUCCUGCCUGCAGAUCCUCAUGUCUGGGCUGGCCACCAUGGACUCCAAGGCCUGUGGGAAGAUGGGGGUGAUCACCCUCACCUACUACCUUUGGACAACCUUUGUGGCAGUGACUGUCAGGAUCAUCCUUGUGGUCACCAUCCACCCCGGCGCAGCUGCCCAGAAGGACAACUACUCUGUGGGGAAAGUGGUGCUCAGAUCUGCUGAUGCAUCACUGGAUUUAAUCAGAAACAUGUUUCCUUCUAAUCUCAUUGAAGCUUCGUUCCAGCAGUAUCGAACUGUUCUUGUCCUGGUGGUAAAGUCACAUGGCUUUCCAAAGAUCCCAGGGAAAUCUCUCAGUUUUAUCUACUUUGCACCCAACGACAAAAACCCUGAGAUUCAUCGGCCUGUGUUCCUCGAGCUGAUGCUGUUGCCCGAGAUGACCUACAGGACCCUGCCCGGGACCAGCAAUGAGAUGAAUGUCUUGGGAAUUGUCAUCUUCUCAGCAACAAUAGGACUUCUCCUGGGGAAAAUGGGCGAGUGAGGAACUCCACUGAUGAACAUGUGCCAGUGUCUGAAUGAAGCAGUUAUGAAAAUUGUCUCGAUGGCAGUUUGGUACUUCCCCUUUGGCAUUGUACUUCUCAUAGCUGGAAAGAUUCUGGAUAUGGAAGAUCCAUGAGUUAUAGGACAGAAGCUGGGACUGUAUGUCAUUACAGUUGCGUCAGGGCUAAUCAUCCAUGAACUCAUUCUCUUACCUCUGCUUUUUGCACUCAUCACCAGGAAAAACCCCUUUGCUUUCAUUCAGGGGAUACUGCAAGCCUUGCUGAUUGCCUUAGCUACAUCUUCCAGCUCAGCAACCUUGCCCAUCACCCUGAAGUGUCUCCUGGAAAACAAUGGAAUAGACAGACGUGUGGCACGAUUCGUCCUCCCUGUCGGUGCCACCAUCAACAUGGAUGGCACAGCGCUGUACGAAGCGGUGGCUGCUAUCUUUAUUGCCCAGGUCAAUGAAUAUGACUUGGAUUUGGGACAAAUUAUAACGAUAAGCAUAACAGUGACAGCAGCCAGCAUAGGGGUGGCCGAGAUCCCCCAGUCUGGGCUCAUUACAAUGGUCAUCGUGCUAACUUCUGUCGGGCUGCUGACCGAUGAUAUCACACUCAUCAUCGCAGUCGACUGGGCACUGGAUCGAUUUCGAACUAUGACCAACGUCCUUGGUGAUGCUCUGGCUGCCAGCAUCAUAGCACAUGUCUGUGAGAAAGACUUUGCCCCAAAGCCCCCAGCGCAAGAUCCAGUAAGCACCACGGCCAAGUCUCCUGUAGAGACCUCACAUCCGCAUCCCAGAGAUAAUGUGAUCAGAAUGAUUGAAGAUUUGUUCGAUCAGACAGGAGUUCAUUAUAACAUCUGUCAGGUGUAG